Molecule: messenger RNA, 1191 nt
Organism: Trichoderma aggressivum f. europaeum
Lineage: Eukaryota; Fungi; Ascomycota; Sordariomycetes; Hypocreales; Hypocreaceae
Exons: 4
Coding region: 1-1191 (396 amino acids)
Biological process (GO): fatty acid beta-oxidation; ergosterol biosynthetic process
Cellular component (GO): mitochondrion
Molecular function (GO): acetyl-CoA C-acetyltransferase activity
Source: RefSeq, a predicted model, not a curated record
AUGUCUGGCCUCCCCCCCGUCUACAUCGUCUCAGCCGCCAGAACCCCCGUCGGUUCUUUCUUGGGUUCUCUGUCCAGCCUGAGUGCCACCCAGCUCGGUGCCGCUGCUAUCAAGGGAGCCGUUGAGCGAUCUGGCGUCAAGCCCGAAGAUGUCGAGGAGGUAUUCUUCGGCAAUGUCCUCUCCGCCAACUUGGGUCAGGCUCCCGCCCGCCAGGCCGCUGUCGGUGCUGGCCUUGGCAAGAACGUCAUCACCACCACCGUCAACAAGGUGUGCGCUUCUUCUCUGAAGGCCGUCAUCCUCGGUGCCCAAAACAUCAUGCUCGGUGUCAACCACGUCGUCGUCGCUGCCGGUGCCGAAUCCAUGUCCAACACCCCCCACUACCUGCCCAACCUACGUACCGGCGCCAAGUACGGUGACCAGACCCUCGUCGACGGUGUCCUCAAGGACGGUCUGACCGACACCUUCAAGAAUGAGCACAUGGGUCUCCAGGCCGAGCUCUGCGCCGACGAGCACAGCCUCAGCCGUGAGGCUCAGGAUGAAUACGCCAUCAACACCUACAAGAGGGCUCAGGCUGCCACUGAGGCCGGUCUCUUCAAGGAGAUUGUCCCCGUUGAGGUCAGCGGUGGCCGAGGCAAGCCUCCCGUUGUCGUCGACCGGGAUGACGAGGUCAAGAACCUCAAUGAGGCCAAGCUCAAGGGUAUGCGCCCUGCCUUCAAGCCUGACGGUACCGUCACCGCCCCCAACGCCGCUCCCCUCAACGACGGCGCCGCUGCCGUUGUUCUAGUCUCUGAGGCCAAGCUCAAAGAGCUUGGACUGAAGCCCAUCGCCAAGAUUCUCGGCUGGGGUGACGCCGAGCGUGAGCCCGAGCGAUUCACCAUUGCUCCCGCUGCUGCCAUCCCCAAGGCCAUCAAGCACGCCGGCCUCACCCCCGAUGAUGUCGACUACUACGAGAUCAACGAGGCCUUCUCCGUUGUUGCCCUCGCCAACAUGCAGCUCCUCAACCUCAGCCCCGAGAAGGUCAAUGUCUUCGGUGGCUCAGUUGCCAUCGGCCACCCCCUGGGUGCUUCUGGUGCUCGUAUCCUCUCUACCCUGACCUCCGUCCUGGCAGAGAAGAAGGGCAAGAUUGGCGUUGCCGGUAUCUGCAACGGUGGUGGUGGCGCCUCUGCUCUGGUCAUCGAGAACCUGCAGUGA